This is a messenger RNA of Ctenopharyngodon idella (grass carp), 2258 nucleotides long. RefSeq names its product ORMDL sphingolipid biosynthesis regulator 2 (gene ormdl2). The record is from RefSeq and is a predicted model, not a curated record. The transcript is spliced from 4 exons. Bases 98 to 559 code for a protein of 153 amino acids. Gene Ontology annotation, cellular component: endoplasmic reticulum membrane. Gene Ontology annotation, biological process: ceramide metabolic process; negative regulation of ceramide biosynthetic process; intracellular sphingolipid homeostasis. Lineage: Eukaryota; Metazoa; Chordata; Actinopteri; Cypriniformes; Xenocyprididae.
CCGCACACUCGCGCUCUUAAGAUGCUGUCUAAGUAGGCGGCUCGCUAGGUUUUCAAACCUAGCCGCAGACGCUCUAUUUCCUGGUUACUUCGCAAGGAUGAAUGUGGGCGUUGCUCACAGCGAGGUGAACCCAAACACGCGGGUGAUGAACAGUCGGGGGAUCUGGCUGGCCUACCUGCUGCUCACCACUGCCCUGCAUGUAGUCUUACUCAGCAUCCCUUUCCUCAGUGUGCCUGUGGUGUGGACGCUCACCAAUGUCAUACACAACCUGGUGAUGUAUCUGUUUUUGCACACCGUCAAAGGCACACCGUUUGAGACGCCAGACCAAGGCAAAGCACGUUUGCUUACUCACUGGGAACAGAUGGACUACGGCAUCCAGUUCACAGCAUCCAGGAAGUUCCUCACCAUCUCACCUAUUGUACUGUACAUCUUGGCCAGCUUCUACACUAAAUAUGAUACCACCCAUUUCCUAGUCAACACAGGCUCGCUACUAAGUGUCCUCCUUCCCAAGUUGCCUCAGUUUCAUGGAGUUCGUCUAUUUGGUAUAAAUAAAUACUGAUAUGACACUUCAGCCCACUCAUGGAGGGGUCGUAGCAUCAUGGAGAUAAGAUGACUGAAGUUCCUUCAUUCUCCAUAUGAUGCUUCCUUGGUCCAAAGCCGUAGGGCCUUAAGGAACCAAAACUGCACUGGACUCAAGUACACUAUUUAAAAAAAGGCCUUCCAUGCUCAGGUUUACUCAAUCUGUGGUGUUUCUUUUUUUUUUUUUUUUUUUUUUAAAUCUGGGACUUAUGUCUGUAAUUUCUUUUUGUAAUCAUAAUGUCUAGAUUCAUCAAGUUUAAGGAUGUUUUGACUGCAUUGCAACAGACAAUUUGCCAAUUAUUAUCCGCUGAUAUUAAUUUUAAUAAGGUUUGCUUUGCAUAAUCCCGUUUGCCACAACAAGCUGUCACUGUGGAGUCAAAACAUGAUAGUGCUGAAUUAUUAUAAAGUUCAGAUUGUUUUUUGUCAGUGUUCUAGUAUAUAACAUGGGCAACUGCAGUAAAUAAGAUAUGUUAGAAAUAGAAUCAUUAGAAAAACACAUCUGUUUUGAGUUCAAUCUGAACUGUGUUGCUGCAUUUUUCAUUUCAUUUGCUCCAAAAAUGCAAAACAAUGAUCUGUGAUAAUGUGUGAAUGUGAUGUAGUAUACAAUCUGGUUUCUCUUGAAGUGUUUCACUUAAAGUUCAUUACUUAGGUUUCCUGCAGAGCGCUGGUUAUAUUGGAUUUCCUUGAAUUCAUGUAUUUAUUUAUUUUAUCAUAUCAUGAAACAUUCCAAUUUGAAGUAAAUGCCAAGGUAAACAUACAUUAUUGUUAUUAUAUUUAACGUACAUGCCUGCAUUGAUCAUGUUUGUUCACAAUACGGAAGUGAGAGCAUGCAGAUUGAGGAACAAAAGUCUAAAACUAUGGGAUUCAAAUUUUAAUUUAAAGCUGGAAAUAAUCAGAUUUUUUUUUUUUACAACUUACAACAAAAACAAUGUAAAACGAAUAAUAUUAUAUUCUACACUUUUUACAUUUUUCCAUGCCACAAAUGGCAUCAAAUUUGUAAAACUGCACUGUAAAAAGUAAUACGCUAUAUCUACUCCAUAAAAUUUUGGUAACAGAUUACAAGCAAUAUCAUUAAUUAAAUUGAACAAAUAGAACUGAGUUAGAAUUAAUCAAAUUAAUUCCUUAAAUGUGAAGAUGUUUAAAUCGAGUAAAAUUUAAACAAAAAUAUCUGAAUAACAGACAGACAUCAAAGAUGAGUUAACAACUCUUUAUUUUUUAUUGCCAACAUUGAAGACACCUGAUGAUAACAAGAAUCACUGAAGGAAAGAGAAACACAAGAAUUAAGAGGUUUAGAUGUUGAUUUUAUUGAAAAUGUUUGGUCACCAUUAUGGUGAUCAGUGUUUCAUUUAGUUGGGCAGUUUGACUGUUUUUGUAAUGGUGUUUGCUAAUUUUACACAAUUUAAAUGGUUGAUUUUUAAGGAAUUAAUUUGGUUAAUUCAAACUCAGUUCUUAUGUGUUGAAUUUAAUUAACGAUAUUGCUUGUAAUUGUUGCCACAAUUUUAUUGAGUAGAUAGAGCGCAUUACUUUUUACAGAUGCUCAGAUGCUGACAAUAUGCUUUUUGGAUCGUUCUCAAGUCAUGAUCAUCAGCUUUCACACAAGCUUAUGGAGUUCAUGUAACUUGAGUACUGCUGUCAUUGUGUUGCACUGGUAUAAUUAAAAUGACUCUUGCACAAGAUAA